This is a messenger RNA of Tribolium castaneum (red flour beetle), 2038 nucleotides long. It is a transcript of the gene eIF2Bepsilon, whose product is annotated as eukaryotic translation initiation factor 2B subunit epsilon. Gene Ontology annotation, molecular function: translation initiation factor activity; translation initiation factor binding; guanyl-nucleotide exchange factor activity. NCBI's taxonomy places the organism in Eukaryota, Metazoa, Arthropoda, Insecta, Coleoptera, Tenebrionidae. The transcript has 10 exons. Gene Ontology annotation, cellular component: eukaryotic translation initiation factor 2B complex. Bases 81 to 1973 code for a protein of 630 amino acids. The record is from RefSeq and is a predicted model, not a curated record.
AGUGCGCCCUCUUGCGUCACUUGUUGUCAGUCGAGUUUGUGACUGGUGCUAACCUAAAAAAUCAAAAUUUUUAAUUAAAAAUGUCGAUUAAGAGCAAAGACGAUAUUAUUCAAGCCGUGGUUGUUGCUGAUACUUUUGGAGAUGAGUUUUUGCCACUUUCGUCCGACAUCCCUCUGGCACUUUUCCCUCUAAUUAACAGACCUUUGAUUGAUUAUACUUUGGAGUUUCUGUCUCUGGGAGGCAUAGAAGAGACCUUUUUGUUCUGUUGUUCACACACAGACGCUAUAAAAGCCCACAUAAAUCAGAGUGUUAAAGACAAGGCAGGAUGGAGUCUCACGAUGAAAGUCAAUGUUAUCGUAUCGGAAAGUUGCCACUCGUUUGGCGAUUGUUUGAGGGAUUUGGACAGGAAGGGGAUUUUGAGAGGGAAUUUUGUUUUGUUGGAACCCGGGACUUUAUCCAAUAUUAAAUUGUUGCCAAUUGUUAAGAAACAUAAUGAGGUUGCUAAUAAGGACAAGGGGGCUGCUAUGACUGUAAUUUACCAGGAGGCGGGGAUUGGGCAAAUGGGGCGCGACUUGAACGAAGAAGUCGUCGUUGCUGUCAAUAAUAACAAUCGGGUUUUAUUUCAUAGAAAAUUGGGGCAAAGCAGAGACAGAAAAAUUGAAUUUCCUUUAGAAAUUUUUCUGGAAAAUUCAAACGUGUCGCUACAUCACAACCUCAAAGACACACAUAUUGCAAUUUGUUCUCCGUCAGUUUUGCCUCUCUUUUCCGACAAUUUUGACUUUCAGUCUAAAGACGAUUUUGUCAAGGGUUUACUAAUGAAUGAGGAAAUCCUCGGGAGUACGGUGUAUUGUCACGUGACGAAAGGCAGUCACUUUGGAGGGGCUAUUACCAACUGGCGGAUGUAUCAAGCAAUAAGCCACGAACUACAAAACAAAUGGAUUUACCCGUUACAACCUCCGGCUUUGAAAGCCCACAACUUGAAAAACGGUGUCGUAACAGGCGACAAAGUCGUACUAAAUGACAACAAAAAAAUUGCAAAUAGUAUUAUAGGCGAUAACGUAACAAUAGGCAAAAAUGUACAAAUUGAGCACAGUUUUAUUCUCUCUAAUACGAAAAUUGCGGACAAUGUUAUAAUCACUCAUAGCGUAAUAGGACCAAACUGCCACAUUAAAGCAAAUAGUCGGAUCACUGCUUCAAGUAUUAUCGGAAAAGACGUGGUAAUCGAAAACGAACAAUUUAUUGAAAAUAGUCUCGUCCAAUCAACUCAACCAGAAAAUUGCGAGGAGAAAGACAAAUUAGGCAAAAAAGCAUUUAGGCUGAAACUUGAGACCGACGAUGACGAUUUGGGUGCGUUAUCUCGGAAAUUAUCGCAGCUACAUAUCGGGGAUUCCCCUGUUGAAGAAUCAGAAGAUGAAGCUUUCACAGACAGUGAAGAUGAAGAAUUGAGUUAUACUCAAUCCCCAGUCCCCGACGAUACAAAAUUGUUCUUCACUGAAGUGAUAGACAGCUUAACACGAGGUUUUGAAGAUGAAUUACGUUGCGAGAAUUUAAUUCUCGAAAUAAAUUCCUCACGUUAUGCUUAUAACGUCACAGUUAAGGAGGUAAAUUUCAACGUCAUCAAAGCUAUUUUAAUUAUGUCGUUGAGAUUUCCUAUUGGAGCUCAGUAUUUCUCUCAGUUUGUGCGUUUAUUGUCAUUCUUUGCUCCGAUCCUGAAGAAUUACAUACGCAAUGAGGGGGCCAUGCUGGACUGUUUGCAAGCAAUUGAAGAUGUCGCAAUUUCGAACGAAAAUGUUAACGAAAAAUGGGUCAUGUUCACCAUGAAAUGGUUCUAUGAUAAGGAUUUUGUCACCGAGGAUGUGAUAAUGGAGUGGUCCAAAAGUUUAGAUACGAAAAGUCGGUUUUAUGGGCAAGUCAAGCCGUUCAUUGAGUGGCUGGAGGAGGCAGAAGAGGCUUCCUCAUCCGAAGAUGAUUAAAAAAAAAUAAAAAAGUGUAUUUUUAGGCAUGACCCCAGGUAUUUAUUAAAAUCGUUAAAAAAAUA